AUGAAUUCUUGUCCAAAGUACGAUCCACUUAAAGCUGAUGUUUGGGCUCUUGGAAUAACAUUUUAUUAUCUCCUUUACGGAAGGAGCCCAUACAAGGCUUCUACCGAAACUGAGCUUAAAAAGCAAAUUACUGAAGCUCAAAUAGUUAUCCCAGCUACUGUUGAUAAAAGAUUUACGAUUAUUCUAGGAAUGAUGCUUAAUCCAAAUCCUGAAGAGCGAUCGUCAGCCGCAGAUAUUUUAAAGGUGUUCAACACUAUACGUGUAAACAAGAGAGCGAAAUUUGCCAAUGUUAUUGAAACCCGAAAGCAAAACCAAAGAUUUAAGUCACAAGUUGUUGAGAGCCAACUAUUGGCUAGAAAAAUACCUUCAGGGCAUAGAAGAAAUAGUACAGUUAUACAAAGAAAUUAA
Messenger RNA from Trichomonas vaginalis G3, 408 nucleotides. RefSeq names its product histone serine kinase protein. The transcript has a single exon. Lineage: Eukaryota; Parabasalia; Trichomonadida; Trichomonadidae. The record is from RefSeq and is a predicted model, not a curated record. Gene Ontology annotation, molecular function: ATP binding; protein kinase activity. The coding region runs from base 1 to 408 and encodes 135 amino acids. Gene Ontology annotation, biological process: protein phosphorylation.